GUAUAGUAUAGUAGUUAAUAUAGAAGACUAAAGCAUAAUAAGAAAAACCGGUCACAAGGCGAGGCCAGCAAUAGGCCACAACUUAUCUCAUAGCCGUGGGUCCCACGAACCUCUUCCUUUCCGGUUUCUACCAAUGCCAAUAGUCCAGUUCACUUCCACCACCAUCACCACCAGCACCGUACCCAUAAACCCCCACUUUUUUUCUCCCACAAUACAAGCGUGCGUUAAUAUCAUGAACAAGCCAUAUUUUUAAAUUCAAUUUCAAUUUCAUUUCAAUUUCAAUCAAUGGCAGUUAUUUCCCUCUCUCUUCUUCCUCCUCCUUCUACUACUCAUUCUUGCUUCUGUGCCUCCGGAAUCCAUUUCCGUUCCCACACCACCACCAACAAUUUCCUUUCCAUUCAUUCUCCUUCUCCUUUUCCUUCUACUUUCUCUAACUCUAAUUCUAAAUUCUCCGCUAGAAGAAAACGAUUUCACACUGUUUUUGCCGCUUCUUCUGAUUAUUACGCUACUCUCGGAGUUCCCAAAUCCGCCACCGUCAAAGAUAUCAAAGCCGCUUAUCGAAGGUUAGCUCGUCAGUAUCAUCCUGAUGUGAACAAAGAGCCUGGUGCAACGGAUAAGUUUAAAGAGAUUAGUAAUGCUUAUGAGGUGCUAUCAGAUGACAAAAAGAGGGCUUUGUAUGAUCAAUAUGGCGAGGCAGGGGUUAAGAGCUCAGUGGGAGGAGGAUCAAGUGCCUAUGCGACAAAUCCAUUUGACUUAUUUGAGACAUUUUUUGGGUCAAAUAUGGGCGGCUUUGGUGGCAUGGAUCCAACUGGAUUUGGCACACGGCGUCGUAGUACAGUUACUAAGGGCGAAGACAUCCGGUAUGAUUUCUCCUUGGAGUUUUCUGAGGCAAUUUUCGGAGCAGAGAAAGAAUUCGAGCUUUUCCAUUUAGAAACAUGUGAAGUCUGUACUGGUACUGGUGCAAAGUUAGGAUCCAAGAUGAGAGUAUGUUCAACUUGUGGUGGCAGGGGUCAGGUGAUGAGGACCGAACAAACACCUUUUGGGUUGUUCUCACAGGUUUCAGUAUGUCCAAACUGUGGAGGUGAUGGUGAAGUCAUAUCUGAAAAUUGCCGUAAAUGCAGUGGUGCAGGACGCAUACGGGUUAAGAAAAAUAUGAAAGUUAAAGUUCCUCCCGGGGUUAGCUCAGGCAGUAUCUUAAGAGUCACUGGAGAGGGUGAUGCUGGACCAAGAGGGGGUCCUCCAGGAGAUCUUUACGUAUAUCUUGACGUGCUUGAGAUACCAGGAAUUCAAAGAGAUGACAUUAAUCUCCGCUCAACAAUAUCAAUCACUUAUCUAGAUGCUAUAUUGGGGUCUGUAGUGAAGGUAAAGACAGUUGAAGGCACUUCUGAACUACAAAUCCCUUCUGGUACUCAACCUGGAGAUGUCCUCGUCCUUGCAAAGAAGGGUGUACCAAAAUUAAACAGACCAUCAAUACGUGGUGACCACUUAUUUACUGUUAAAGUUACAAUACCAAAACGUAUCAGUUCAAAGGAGCGUGAGGUGCUUGAAGAACUUGCUUCUCUAGGUGGCACAAGCAGUCAUUCAAGAUCCCGUCCUAGGACCCAACCUUCCACCGGAAGUAAGGAAGCUCCUGCAGCUCAAAGGGCCGAAAGUCCAACAGAAACAGUCACAGAAAAACCAGAGAAAUCAGAAGAAGAAGAUGAUGACUUAUGGAACAAACUAAAGAACAUGGCUGGGUCUGUGGCAAAUGGAGCUCUAAAGUGGUUUAAAGAUAAUCUCUAGCUCAAUGGGAUUAAUAAGUGAUCAACAGUCUCCAGAAUAUAGCUUAUCUUAAUAGGGCUAGAGAGUUGUAAUGUUUGAAACAGCUGCCAGCCGAAGGGUAGGGACUAUGCAGACAUUUUCUUCAAAUGCUACAACUGAAAAUUGUUAGAGGAAAGCAGCAAAGUGAAACAAAUGAUGCAUAUUCUUUUAUUUGUUGUACUUGUAAAUUUUGGCACGAGGCAGUUUAUACAGAAUAACUUGUUGGAGAAUGAAUCUUUUGUACCCAUUAAGCAGGUUGCACUAGAGAAAGCUAGUGUAUACCUCAUAUGAAGUCUAAGGUCCAUUUCAGUGAA
Molecule: messenger RNA, 2114 nt
Organism: Lathyrus oleraceus (garden pea)
Lineage: Eukaryota; Viridiplantae; Streptophyta; Magnoliopsida; Fabales; Fabaceae
Exons: 11
Coding region: 286-1782 (498 amino acids)
Biological process (GO): protein refolding; response to heat
Cellular component (GO): chloroplast thylakoid membrane; cytoplasm
Molecular function (GO): heat shock protein binding; ATP binding
Source: RefSeq, a predicted model, not a curated record